CGCUUCAGAGAAGACGGAUUGCCCCGUCAGUCAGUCAAGGGAAUUGUCCUAAAUUUCCCCACCGCAUACAACGCCCUCGACCAAGUAUGGCCAGGAAGCAGGAGGAAACAAAAUCAAAACAUCUCCACAGGGAAUUUGUCAGUGACCUUCUGUGGAAAGUGAUCGAAAAGGUCGAAGACGAAUCAAACAAGCAACAUGUCAGAGAAACCUUUAGGGGUGCCCACCGUCUACUUUUAGAUAAGAUUUUGGAAAAAACUAAGACAUUUGAUUUGAAUGUCGUUUCAGAAAUUGCAGAUGAGCUCUCCGAAGAAAUCUUUCGAAGCAUCAGUCAAGGAACAUCCAACAAAUAUGUUGACCCUGAGGUAUAUUACGAAACCUUUUCCAAGCACAUGGACUCUGAUGUGACAAGACCAGUGAAGGUUGACACAAGUGAGAGGAAAAGACGGGGAACACAGAAACAACGCAAACAAAUAAUAAGAAACAUUUUUGAGAGCCUAAUCCUAAAAGCCGAAGAGCACAGUUUCCUAACUCACAGCCCAGACAAAUGGAACCAUGCCUUCAGUGCAGUCUUUCCAGUAGUCUGGGAUGAAAUCAAGGAUAUGGAUUUUGUCAUCUUCCCAAAGAUGGAAGAAAAACUCAGCUCAGACAUCUUUGACCUUCUGUGUGGAAACGAAAUUCUCCUAGAGCUCAAUCUUUUCUAUUUGAUGAGCAAAGCCCACCCAAUGGUUGUUAAAAAGAUUAUCAGUUGUUUUAAAAUGACCCUUUCACAUCCCAGAAAAGUUCAUUUCAACGAUGCAUGGCAUAUACGUGUUUGGAAGGCCACCAAAAAGUGGUUUAGAUCUACUUCAAUAAAUUCUAUACUUGCAUACUCAAAAGUCGCUGAGCCUGAGCCACCAACCCCAAAAGCUCAACCGGAGACAACUGGAUCCCCCAAAGCUGUCGGGGGACAUAAAACCUCAGAGUUGUUACAGGAAACGUUCCCAGAACCUGAACCGGCAUCCCUUGAACCUGUGGAGUGUGUAGAAGCUGUUUACCCCUGGCGUUUGAACAAAGUGUCGAAUAAACAAGCUGAAACUGUGGUUAGUUACACUCCAGUUGUCAUACAUGUGAGUCCUUGUAAUCCUACUUUUGAAAAAAGAUCUGGAGGUAUUACCAAAAAUGAAAUCUUAAAUUUUAAUCAGUAAAAGGAAAAAGUACUAUCAUAUUUUUAUAAGGAUAAGGGCUGCACAGUGACGCACUUGAUAACACUGGUGCCUUGCAGCAAGGAUAGUUGUGGGUUCA
Fundulus heteroclitus (mummichog) is the source of this 1281-nucleotide messenger RNA. RefSeq lists its product as uncharacterized. The transcript is spliced from 2 exons. Lineage: Eukaryota; Metazoa; Chordata; Actinopteri; Cyprinodontiformes; Fundulidae. The coding region runs from base 87 to 1184 and encodes 365 amino acids. The record is from RefSeq and is a predicted model, not a curated record.